Molecule: messenger RNA, 4096 nt
Organism: Sebastes umbrosus (honeycomb rockfish)
Lineage: Eukaryota; Metazoa; Chordata; Actinopteri; Perciformes; Sebastidae
Gene: prom2
Product: prominin 2
Exons: 26
Coding region: 697-3189 (830 amino acids)
Cellular component (GO): cilium; cell surface; apical plasma membrane
Molecular function (GO): cholesterol binding
Source: RefSeq, a predicted model, not a curated record
ACAUCCACAUCGCAACACUUAACAGACUAACCAGCAGGAUUCUGGUGCUGUUGUUGUUUCAGGAGCACAGAAUCAUUUAGGACAACCACCGACUGGCAGCACUGCAAGGCCUCGCUAGUCCUCACCUGCCAAAGCCAGUUGGUAAGAGCUCUCUUGGUAGCAGAUUAAAGGAUCAGCCUGUAAUUGAUGACUUCUGAUUGAGGUGAACCAGGGCGAGCGAUCAACAAGUGAUCUGUGCACCUGAUAGGCAAAAACAAGAGACGAGGACAGUCACAGAAGAUCUACAGAUCAGGCAGGCGGUGUCACGAGGCCGAGCAGAUUGGGGAUCAAGUUGACCAACUGGACUUCACAAACUGAUGAACUGAGAAGAGUUGUCCCCGUUUCAUUCUCUCCCUCGUCAAAGUGGCUGAAGAAGGUUAUAGACCCUCCCUUUCUCCCUCCUCCGUCUCACGCUCUUCCUAGUGCCAGUGUUUGUCAGGCGAGCACACAGUCAGCUUCAACUUUACAGCAGGAGCAGAGCAUAUCAGGUUUCUACAGGACCAUAACAGUCUGUAGGAGUCACACGCCCCUCACUGAAUCACUGGAGAUCAGGGCAGCGUGACCGAGGAAGACGCAUCGAGAGAGAGAGCCCGUGCCAUGAGGUGAUCAGCCCAUUUUGUCCGGCCUAGUCUUUCCCCAUCCAUCUCACCUGUAGACAUGGGGUUACAUGAGAGCGUGAGGUGUUGGAGGUGGCAGGGCAGCGCUGGAGUUGGCUUGUUGCUGCUGGGGCUCAGCCUGGCCCAGUCUGUCCCCCCACAGACCGCUUGUCCAGCAGCUGCAGCCCCACAGAGCCUCACCCAGCCCCAGUACCAGGACACGGUAGAGGAGAUGGGCUUCAUGGAAGCUCUGGUCCAGUCCUUCCUCCAAACAGUCCAGCCUAACCCUUUUCCUAAAGAUCUGAUCCUGAAAAUCGUCCAGGAUGUUGACCAAGUGCAGUCAAAUCAAGAACUCAUCAAAGAAGUCCUGGCGUAUGAAGUGGGUUUCCUGGUGUGUACGGCCAUCGGCAUCCUGUACAUCGUCCUGAUGCCCAUAGUUGGUUUCUUCUUGGCGUGCUGUCGCUGCUGUGGCAACUGUGGUGGGAAGAUGUACCAGAAGCAGACUUCCUCCAUUCACUGUCGCAGGAGAACUCUCUACUGGACUGCAUUCGUCACCACAGUCAUUAUCUUUGCUGGGAACAUAUGCAUGUUCAAAAGUAACGAAGCCGUCAAAGUGAGCGUGGACCAGAGUCAAGUGGAGCUCAACAAAACUCUAGACAACAUCCGCUCCUUCAUCACUGCUUUGCCGGAGCAAGUCCACCAUGUGGUGAAUGAGAGCUACAGAACCGUACAGGAGGUUACCAGGAACCUAGACGCCAUUGGGCCUCAGCUGGGAACAGAGAUCGAGGAGCGAUUCAGAGGAACCCUGGACCCGGCGCUGCACUCAGUCAGACUGCUGGACCAAGAGACUGUAGACACCAGUGUCGAACUGAACCAGCUGAACUCCUCUCUGGCCCAGCUGCAGUCCAGCGUGGACCGCCUCCAGGCCAAUGUCACUGCUGUUAAAAACCACAUCAAUCAGACUUUAUCCAAGGCAAAAUGCAACGACUGUGCCAACCUGAAGCCUGAGCUACAGAAGCUAACACUGGACACCUCCAUCACUACUCCCAGCUUGGACGAGAUCCAAUCUGCAGUGGAUGAAGUCAACAAAGCCAAUCUCAAAUCCAAAAUCAAGGAGGUGGAGGACUAUUUCGACAGCAUCCCCCAGACGGUGACCAAUGACACCAAGGAUAUAGUUCAAAACAGCAAGCAGGUGUUGGGUAACAUAAAAACACAGAUCUCCCGGAUUACCGAUAAAAUCCCUUUAUCUGCUCUGACCAACGUGUCGGAGAGUCUGAACCACUUGCAGAGAGAAAUCGGCAAGGUCACACCAGAGGUCGAGAGAGCCGAGAGCAUUAGAUGGGGAGUGUGUGUGGCCCUGAGCUGCGUGGUCCUCCUGGUGGUGGUGUGUAACAUCCUGGGACUGGUCCUGGGCCCUCUGGGUCUGACCUCCAAAGCGGAGCCAACAGAGCGCUCCUGCACGGCAGAUUGUGGAGGCACCUUCCUCAUCAUGGGGGCAGGUUUCAGCUUCCUCUUCUCCUGGCUGUUCAUGAUAGUGGUGCUGCUGCUGUUCCUGCUGGGCGGGAACGCCUACACUCUGCUCUGUCGGCCCUGGAGCAACGGACAGCUGCUAAAGUUCAUUGAUACUCCAGGUUUAAUUCCAGGGUUGGAGAUAGGUCCAGCUUUGGGAUUGAAAACCAGCAUUAAUAUCUCUGAUAUCUAUAGAGACUGUGAGGAAAACCAGCCUCUGUGGACAACGCUCCACUUGUCCGAACACAUUGACCUUGAAGACCUGCUCAACGUGACUAAAUACACGGAGGAGAUCCAGCAGCAAUUUGACAAAACAGACAUCACUCUGUCCACCAUCAGUCUCCUGUCCGCGGAAGAGAUAAACCAACUCCGCAGCUUCUCCAACAAGGCUUCAAAUUUCGACUCCGCUGCUGUCACACAGCAGAUGAACAACAUUUCCAGCAUCAAUCUGAAUACAACAGCAGAUAGACUUGAUGAGCUUGCUGCACUACAAGUUGACAAUGAUAUUCGAAAAGAGCUCCAAAAUGAGGGCUGGGACCUGAGGCAGAUCCAGGCCGACAUAGAAACAACACUCAUCCCACAACUGGAAAACCUGAACUCGACCAUCAGGAGCCUCGGAUCCAAAGCAGACAAAAUCAAUGGAACAGUGGGGGAGGUGCUGAGCAACGUUGGCGCAGCACAAGACUUCCUCAACACGAAUACGACACAGAUCGUCAAGACCGAGAGCAGGAAGUUUUUGGACUGUCAGCUGGGUUACUUCAUUGUUUAUGCUGACUGGGCCAACGUCACGAUCACGCAGCAGGUGGGCCGCUGUGGGCCGGUGGCGGCCGCUGUGGACUCUGCUGAGAUUAUCCUCUGCUCACACAUUGUCGAGUCUCUGAACGCAUUCUGGUUCAGUCUGGGCUGGUGCUUGAUCUUCUUCAUCCCCAGCAUCAUCUUCUCUAUCAAACUAGCAAAGUACUACAGGAGAAUGAAGUACUCUGACGUCUAUGACGACCACUUAAUGAUGAACCACAUCCCGCGGGCCCAGAUGAAACUCUCAUGAGAGGACGCCAUAUGUGGCUUUAAAAGACUGUGGUAUCAUCUCUUGACAAAAUAAAGACACAUUAUGCACUCCUGCACAGAUGUGGCACACUGUCACUUUGCUGAAAAGUCGCAAACUGAAAAAAUAAAUAAAAAAGAGGUACUUACUAAGUCUUUUUUAAAUUCCAGUUUCCACCAGAAGCAAACUGUGGUGGUCAUAAAAUACAUGUCAAACAUCACACACAGCAUCUCUGACUUGACCUCAGAGGGACGCAGGGCAUAAGGGAAUCUGCAGGGAUUUUUUUUCAUCAUUUUAAAUAAUCAUUUUUAAAGAGACUUAUUGUAUUACAUGAAUGUUUUUUAAUUAUUUAAUGUGUGAACUGAGCUGCUUCUGAGAAUAAAUGCUUUAUAUUUCAAACUGUAAAUUUGAUCACAUUUCUAUAUAGAGUGAUGUUGGUAUGCAGUGCUCUCAGCAAACGUAGCAGUGUGUUACUGUGCCAACAGGCUUUUUAUAAACGUGCCAGCCUCUGUCUGUUCACUGUCAUGGCUCGGCAACCUAAUUCCAAUGGGAAACACUUUUUAAUUAAACUCUUAAUUACACUUGCACUAAUGUUGGAAAUCAAAGCACAUUUUUGAUAUGAAUCAUGAAAUGAAUAAACCCUUUUGUAUGACUGAUGUCACCAUAUCACUGCUGUACAAUGCAAGUUUUUAUGUUAUAAUUUUGCUUGCAAAUAUGUUUUUUUUGUACAUAUUGAUAUUGACUGAUGUGAUUCCAUAAUGCUGAUUUUUGUACUUUGUACUGUGUUUUAUAUUUCUGUUACACAGCACUUUAUAUGGUGCUUUUGCUCAAUGUGAUGAAAAGGUUGUGAACAUUUCUGUCAGCUGUUGUGAAAACUACUAUAAGUAAAACAUUGCCACUGAUCAACAAA